UUCCGACUUUAUUUUCCAGGUUUAGGGCAAUCUUUAAGAGCUGUCUCGUUUAUUUGUUUUUUUUACUGACACCACUGCAUCCUGUUCCCACAUAUCCUUGAUUGUCUCGACAUGUUGCACGUUUGAGCUUGUAAACGGAAGCUGACGUGACAACGCUCACGUGUGCACGGUCCAAUUUGAUUGCUUUUUUAGAAGGGACGAUGGAAACAAUUCAACACGGAUUAUAUCUGUGAAUGGGAUGGGUGAUAAUAUCCUCGCUGAGGGUGACGUCGCAGAUGCUUCUCCUUGUUUCCACGCUGUCUUCAGUCGCUUGAGCCAGCAACAGCAUCAGCAUCAUAAGCAGCGGCGGCGGCAGCGGCGGCAGCAGCAGAAGCAGCAUCCUCUUCGCUUCACGUUCUCCGCCUUUCUCCUCCUUCCGCCCUUCCAACUCCUCCUCCUCCUUCUCCCCUGGGGCCACCGGCGAAGGAGGCUCGUUCGGCCGCCGGUACGACCGCGGAUUCGCUGUAUGCUCACAUCGACAAGAAAGAGGAGCCAGCGCCUGAGCGGGCUCACUUGCAGCCAUGGCUGAAGGAGGAGAAGGAGAGGAUGAGAUUCAGUUCCUCAGAACCGAUGAUGAAGUGGUGCUCCAGUGCGUGGCCUGCAUUCAGAAAGAAAAUCGAAAGUUUUGCCUGGCUGCCGAGGGGUUGGGCAACCGGCUGUGUUACCUUGAGCCGACGUCCGAAGCAAAGUAUGUUCCUCCAGACCUAUGCAUCUGCACCUUUGUGCUGGAACAGUCCCUGUCAGUACGUGCUCUACAAGAGAUGCUGGCUAAAAGUGGACAGAACAGCGAAGGGACACGCGGCCCGGAUCGAUGGAGGCUGAUAAGAAAGGCAGCGCAGAGUGGUGGCCACAAGACUCUACUGUACGGACAUGCCAUCCUCCUACGGCACUCCUUCAGCUCCAUGUACCUUGCCUGUCUGAAGACAUCAAGGUCACAGACUGAUAAACUGUCAUUUGAUGUUGGACUACAAGAGGACUCAACAGGUGAGGCUUGUUGGUGGACAAUCCACCCCGCCUCCAAGCAGCGAUCGGAAGGAGAAAAGGUGCGCAUCGGCGAUGACCUCAUCCUCGUCAGCGUGUCCUCCGAGCGCUAUCUCCAUCUAUCCAUUUCUAAUGGUAACAUCCAAGUGGACGCUUCCUUCAUGCAGACACUGUGGAACGUCCACCCCAUCUGCUCUGGCAGCAACAUAGAGGAAGGCUACCUGUUGGGUGGCCACGUGAUGCGGCUGUUUCAUGGGCACGAUGAGGUGGUGACCAUUCCGGGCUCAGACCAGAGUGAAGAGCAACAGAGGUUAGUCAACUAUGAGAUAGGUAAAGCCGGUGCAAAGGCCAGGUCCUUAUGGAGACUGGAGCCACUCCGGAUCAGCUGGAGCGGGAGCCACAUCCGCUGGGGUCAGCCGUUCCGGUUGCGACACCUGACAACCGGUCACUACAUGGCCCUGACCGAGGACCGGGGCUUGGUGCUGCAAGACCGAGAGAGGUCCGACACAAAUGCGACCGCCUUCUGCUUCAGAGCUUCUAAGGAGAAGCUUGAGCAGAUCGCCAAGCGAGACACCGAGGGAAUGGGUGUGGCGGAGAUUAAAUAUGGCGACUCACUUAGCUUCAUAAUGCACGUGGCCACGGGGCUGUGGCUCUCUUACCAAGCACCUGAUGUCAAAUCUGCACGUUUGGGCCCUCUCAAGAGACGAGCAUGUCUACAUUCCGAAGGUCACAUGGACGACGGCUUGACUCUGCAGCGUUGUCAACACGAGGAAUCUCGAGCGGCACGUAUCAUUCGCAACACAACGCUCCUCUUUAACAGAUUCAUCAAGGAUCUGGAUUGUCUGGGUUUGAAGAACAAAGUGCUCGUGGCUCUUCCCGUUGAGGAGGUGCUCCAAACCCUCAAUGACCUCAUCACCUAUUUCCAGCUCCCUGAUGAAGAGCUGGAGCAUGAAGAGCGGCAGAUCAAGCUACGCUCGCUCAAAAACCGACAGAAUCUUUUCAAACAAGAAGGCAUGUUGACACUGGUGUCGAACUGCAUAGACCGUCUGAAUGUCUACAACAGCGCGGUGCACUUUGGAGAGUGUGCUGGGCCAGCCGCCGGAGAAGCCUGGAAAGACAUUCUCAACUUGCUUUAUGAGCUAUUGGCGGCGUUAAUCAGAGGAAACCGGAACAACUGCACUCAGUUUUCCAACAGCUUGGACUGGCUUGUUAGCAAGCUUGAGAGACUGGAGUCGUCUUCCGGUAUUCUAGAAGUUCUGCACUGUAUUCUCAUUGAGAGCCCAGAGGCACUCAACAUGAUCCAGAGAGGCCACAUCAAGUCUAUCAUAUCGCUGCUUUAUAAACAUGGACGCAACCACAAGAUUCUCGAUGUGCUUUGCUCAUUAUGUGUGUGUAAUGGCGUCGCUGUGCGAACCAAUCAAAACCUCAUUUGUGAUCACUUGCUGCCCAAGAGAGACCUGCUGCUACAAACCCAGCUGGUCAAUGACGUCCAAAGUAUGAGACCAAACAUCUUCCUCGGGGUGAGCGAAGGUUCAGCUCAGUAUAAGAAGUGGUACUACGAGCUGAUGAUUGACCAGGUGGACCACUUCGUGACCAGUGAACCCUCUCACCUGCGAGUGGGCUGGGCCAACACCAAGGGCUACGCACCUUACCCCGGAGGGGGUGAGGGUUGGGGGGGAAACGGUGUGGGAGAUGACCUCUAUUCCUAUGGUUUUGAUGGACUGCAUCUCUGGUCAGGUCGCAUCCCCAGAGCGGUCGCAUCUCUCAACCAGCACAUCCUGACCUCCGAGGACGUGGUGAGCUGCUGCCUCGACCUCGGAGCUCCCAGCAUCUCGUUCCGCAUCAACGGACAGCCCGUUCAGGGCAUGUUUGAAAACUUCAACACGGACGGUCUCUUCUUUCCCGUCGUCAGCUUUUCUGCCGGCGUCAAGGUAAGGUUCCUGUUGGGCGGUCGCCACGGCGACUUUAAAUUCCUGCCACCGUCGAGUUACGCCCCGUGUUACGAGGCCCUGCUGCCCAAAGAGAAGCUGAGGGUGGAGCCGGUUAAGGAGUACAAGAGGGAUGCGGACGGUGUUCGAGAUUUGCUAGGCACCACCCUCAUCUUGUCGCAGGCCUCUUUCAUUCCGACGCCGGUGGAAACUAGCCAGAUUGUUAUGCCCCCGCAUUUGGAAAAAGUUCGGGACACGCUGGCGGAGAACAUCCAUGAAAUGUGGGGCAUGAAUAAAAUUGAACUGGGAUGGUCCUACGGAAAGAUCAGGGACGAUAAUAAACGGCAGCAUCCUUGUCUGGUGGAUUUCUCCAAGCUGCCCGAGACGGAAAAGAACUACAACCUGCAGAUGUCGACGGAAACCUUAAAAACACUCCUGGCACUGGGUUGCCGAGUAGUUCAGGUCAAUUCAAAUGCUGAUGAAUCACUUAAGAAGAUUAAACUCCCAAAGAACUUUAUGAUGUCUAGCGGUUACAAACCAGCUCCUCUGGACCUGUCUGAUAUGAAACUGACACCAGGUCAGGAGUUGCUGGUGGAAAAAUUAGCGGAGAAUGCGCACAACGUGUGGGCUAAAGACCGCAUCAAGCAGGGUUGGACUUAUGGGAUUCAGCAGGAUUUGAAAAGUAAGCGUAAUCCUCGCCUUGUCCCAUACGCCCUUCUGGAUGAGCGCACCAAGAAGUCGAACCGAGACAGCCUACGGGAAGCCAUUCGCACUCUGAUUGGUUAUGGGUACAACGUGGAGCCAUCUGAUCAGGAAGGCGGACAAGCGGUCGAGCGUCUCAGCAUCGACAAAAUCCGAUUUUUCAGAGUCGAGCGGACCUACGCGGUGAAAACCGGAAAGUGGUACUUUGAAUUUGAGGUCGUCACCGGAGGAGACAUGAGAGUCGGUUGGGCGAGACCCGGGUGCAAGCCGGACGUGGAGCUCGGCACGGAUGACUUGGCUUUUGUUUUUGACGGAUACAGGGGCCACUGCUUGAACACGGGAAGCCGUUUGUUUGGCCGCUGCUGGCAUAAUGGCGAUGUGGUGGGCUGCAUGAUCAACAUGGAAGACAAAUCCAUGAUCUUCACUCUGAACGGAGAGAUACUUAUCACCACCAAAGGCUCUGAACUUUGCUUCACCGACUUUGAAAUGGAGGAUGGGUUCAUCCCGGUAUGCAGUCUGGGUUUAGCUCAGGUGGGUCGUAUGAAUCUCGGCAAAGACGCCAACACCUUUAAGUACUACACCAUGUGCGGCCUUCAAGAGGGGUUCGAGCCCUUUGCCGUCAACAUGAACAGAGAGCUCACCAUGUGGUUCAGCAAGCGUCUGCCGACGUUUGUCAACGUGCCAAAGGACCACGGUCACAUCACAGUGACCAGGAUCGACGGGACUGUGGACAGUCCCCCGUGUCUGAAGGUUACGCACAAGACAUUUGGCACGCAAAACAGCAACACGGACAUGGUGUUUUGUCGUCUCAGUAUGCCCGUGGAGUUUCACUCCUUCUUCAAGACCGGUCCUGUUAUUGACAUAAAUGGAGUGCACGAUGAUGAUAUUCUCAAAGUCAAACACAGAUAUCCACUGCGAUCCGUACGACACGGUGAGGAAAGUAGACGAGUGGACUAUAGCAGCAUCACAGUGUACUACCACUCCGUGAGGGUCUUUGCCGGUCAAGACCCGGCGUGCGUUUGGGUCGGCUGGGUUACUCCGGACUACCAUUAUUACAGCAACAACUUUGCCCUCGGCAAGACGAGAACAGUGACCGUGACCUUGGGCGAUGAGCGAGGGCGGGUGCACGAGAGCGUCAAGAGGAGUAACUGUUACAUGGUGUGGGGUGGCGACGUGACCGACGCCACACAUGGCUCAAGUCGUAACAACGUCGACUUGGAAAUUGGCUGUCUCAGUGACCUGGCCACUGGCCUGGUGACAUUCACUGUCAAUGGCAAGGAGAUAUCCACAUCCUACCAGGUGGAACCAAACACCAAGCUUUUCCCCGCAGUGUUUGUGCAACCCACCAGCCCCAACCUCUUUCAGUUUGAACUCGCCAAAAUAAAGAACGCCAUGCCACUGUCGUCAGCCAUUUUUAAAAGUGAGCAUAAGAAUCCGGUGCCUCAGUGUCCCCCUCGCCUUGACGUCCAGACCAUCAAUGCGGUGUUGUGGAGCCGUAUGCCCAACACCUUCCUGAAAGUGGAAACGGCCAGGGUCAGCGAGAGACACGGAUGGUCGGUCCAAUGUGUGGAGCCUCUGCAAAUGAUGGCAGUUCACAUACCCGAGGAGAACAGGUGUGUGGACAUCAUGGAAUUGUCUGAGCAGGAGGACAUGAGAGAGUUCCACUACCACACAUUGAAACUCUACUGCGCACUCUGCGCUCUGGGCAACACCCGUGUGGCCCACGCCCUCUGCAGUCAUCUGGACCAAUCCCAGCUCCUAUACACCAUCGACAACCAGUAUCUAUCCGGCAUGUUGCGAGAAGGCUUUUACAAUCUGCUCAUCAGCAUCCAUCUGGAGACGGCGAAAGGCGCUCGACUUAUGAUGAAAGACGAGUUCAUCAUCCCGGUCACGUCGGAGACGCGUUCCAUCCGUCUCUUCUGCAACGCUUCCAAGAAGCACUCGCCGCCAGGGGUGGGACUGAGUACGUCGCUGAAGCCCCGGCUCAACUUUUCACCUCCCUGUUUCAUCAACACCAAGCGGGAACAUCAUCUGUACAGUCCCCAGAUACCGCUGGACGCAUUAAAAGAAAAAUCCAUUUCAAUGUUGACCGAGGCGGUCCAAGGCGGAGGCCACUAUAUUCGCGAUCCCGUCGGAGGAGGCGUGGAGUACCAGUUCGUGCCGAUCCUGAAGCUGAUCGGCACGUUGCUGACCAUGGGCGUCCUCGGCAGCGAGGACGUACGCAAGAUCUUACUCCUCGUUGACCCGAAUGUAUUUCGGGUGACGCGUGAGGAAGGGCCUAUCUGUACGACGGACAAAGAAGGACUAACGGGCGCCGAGGAGAAGGCGGUGGAAGCCGGAGAGGAAGAGGGAGGCAAAGAGGCUAAACAACCAACGAAAGGACUUCUGGAGAAAAGGCUGCCGGAACCCGUCAAACGUCAGAUGUGUGAGCUGUUGCACUACUUCUGCGAUUGUGAGCUCAAACACCGCAUCGAAGCCAUCGUGUCCUUUUCGGACAAUUUUGUCUCCAAGCUGCAGUAUAACCAAAAAUUCAGAUACAACGAGCUAAUGCUCGCCCUGAAUAUGUCUGCCGCCGUAACGGCCAAGAAGACCAAGGAGUUCCGCUCGCCUCCCCAAGAACAGAUCAACAUGCUGUUAACCUUCAGUACUGGCGACGACUGUCCGUGUCCAUCGGAUAUCCAGGGAGAGCUUUACGAAUUUCACAAUCAGCUGCAGCUACACUGUGGAAUCCCGAUGGAGGAAUACGACGACGAGCAAGAUACAUCCAUUAGAGGCCGCCUUUUAACUCUGGUGAACAAAAUCAAAGGACAAGCUCAUAAAACCGAGCAACCGCUGGAGAAGGAACAAGCUGCACCAUCCAACUUGAAGGAAUUGAUCUCACAGACAAUGGUCAGCUGGGCCCAGGAGUGUCACAUCCAAGAUCCGGAGCUGGUGCGGAAGAUGUUCAGUUUGCUGAGGAGGCAGUACGACAGCAUCGGUGAGCUGCUCAGAGCCAUGAGGAAGACGUAUACCAUCAGCGCCGCCUCGGUCCAGGAUACAAUCAAGCUCUUGGCUUCUCUGGGCCAGAUUAGAUCGCUGCUUUCGGUCCGGAUGGGGAAAGAAGAGGAGAAGCUCAUGAUCGAUGGACUCGGUGACAUCAUGAACAAUAAGGUGUUUUAUCAGCACCCCAACCUCAUGAGAAUUCUGGGCAUGCAUGAGACAGUCAUGGAGGUCAUGGUCAAUGUGCUCGGAGGGGACAAAUCACAGGAAAUAGCUUUCCCCAAGAUGGUAGCCAGUUGUUGUCGCUUCCUUUGCUACUUUUGCCGUAUCAGUCGCCAGAACCAGAAAGCCAUGUUUGACCACCUAAGUUACCUGUUGGAAAACAGCAGUGUGGGCUUAGCUUCACCAGCUAUGAGGGGCUCCACUCCUCUGGACGUUGCCGCUUCCUCAGUUAUGGACAACAACGGUCUGGCUCUCGCAUUGGAAGAACCUGAUCUGGACAAGGUGGUGACCUACUUAGCAGGCUGCGGUCUCCAGAGUUGCCCGAUGCUUCUGGCUAAAGGUUAUCCGGACAUUGGCUGGAACCCCAUCGAGGGAGAACGUUACCUCUCCUUCUUGCGCUUUGCCGUCUUUGUCAAUGGUGAGAGUGUGGAGGAGAAUUCAAGUGUCGUGGUCAAGCUUCUCAUUCGUCGUCCCGAGUGUUUUGGACCCGCUCUGAGAGGCGAGGGAGGAAAUGGACUCCUGGCGGCUAUGAAGGAAGCCAUCAAGAUCUCAGAGAUGCCGUCUUUGGAUCUGCCCGGUUCCGCGCAGGGAGUCAGCUGUGACGUUUCCGCCGAUGGUGACGAUGAAGAGGAAGUGGUCCACAUGGGCAACGCCAUCAUGUCCUUCUACUCGGCCCUGAUUGACCUGUUGGGACGUUGCGCCCCAGAGAUGCAUCUCAUCAACAAAGGCAAAGGCGAAGCGCUUCGUAUCCGUGCCAUUUUACGCUCCCUAGUGCCUACUGAGGACCUGGUGGGAAUCAUCAGCAUACCACUCAACACACCUAUCGUUAAUAAAGACGGUUCAGUGACCGAACCUGAUAUGUCCGCCUGCUUUUGUCCGGACCACAAGGCCCCCAUGGUGCUGUUCCUAGACCGAGUGUAUGGUAUUGAAGACCAAAGCUUUUUGCUUCAUCUUCUUGAAGUUGGUUUCCUCCCUGACCUGAGGACUGCAAACUCUCUAGAUACAGAGGGUCUCUGCACCACCGAGACGGCGUUGGCCAUGAACCGUUACAUCGGCUCGGCCGUGCUCCCCCUCCUCACGCGCUGCGCGCCCCUCUUCGCCGGCACGGAACAUCACGCCGCGCUCAUCGAUUCCACCUUGCACACAAUCUACCGCCUCUCCAAGGGCCGCUCCCUCACCAAGGCGCAGAGAGACGCCAUAGAGGAGUGCCUGCUGGCUGUCUGCAAGCACCUUCGCCCCGCUAUGCUGCAGCAGCUUCUGCAGCGCCUGGUUUUUGAUGUACCUUUGCUGAGUGAAUACUGCAAGAUGCCUCUCAGGCUGCUAACCAACCAUUAUGAGCAGAACUGGAAAUAUUACUGCCUUCCGUCAGGCUGGGGAAGCUACGGCACAGCUUCUGAGGAUGAACUCCAGCUUACCAAGAAGAUCUUCUGGGGAGUGUUCGAUUCUUUGUCUCAGAGGAAAUAUGAUCCAGAAUUGUUCAAGAUGGCAAUGCCUUGCCUCAGUGCCAUAGCCGGAGCUUUGCCACCAGACUAUGUGGACGCUUCCAUCGGCGGAACGGUAGACAAGCCGCUUUCUUCUAUAAAUACUCAAGCCAAACCGAUCACAACUGCAAACAUUGCCCUCCCUGAGAAGCUUGAGCAUUUUGUCAACAAAUAUGGUGAACAUUCUCAUGAGAAAUGGUCAGCAGAGAAGGUGCUGCUCGGGUGGAAAUAUGGAGAUUGUGUUGACGAGAAGACUAGAAUUCAUCCACAGCUCAGGACGUACAAAGCUUUGACAGAGAAGGAGAAGGAGAUUUACAAAUGGCCAGUCAGGGAGUCCUUGAGGAGCAUGCUGGCAAUGGGCUGGAGCAUUGACCGUGCCAGAGAUGGAGAGAGUACGUCUCAACAGAGAGAGAGUGAAAAAAUGCGAAAGCUCUCACAGGCAAAUGCUUUUAAUCCUCGCCCGAUAGACACAAGCAAUGUGGUCCUAUCCAGAGAGCUGCAAGGGAUGGUGGAGGUGGUGGCUGAAAAUUACCAUAACAUCUGGGCCAAAAGGAAGAAGAGUGACCUUGGAAGUCGAGGUGGCGGUCCGCACCCUUUGCCGGUGCCCUACGAGUCACUGACAGCCAAGGAAAAAGCUCGCGAUCGAGAAAAAGCCCAAGAUCUCCUUCGCUUCCUGCAAAUCCACGGCUACGGCGUCACGAGAGGUCUGAGGGACUCGGAGCAGGAUUCCUCCUCCAUGGAAAAAAGGUUCGCUUACAGGUUUCUCAAGAAGCUGCUCAAGUAUGUCGACUCCGCCCAGGAGUUCAUCUCUCACCUCGAGGUCAUGGCUGCCAGUGGCAAAACGGACAGGUCACCUCACGAACAAGAGAUCAAGUUUUUUGCCAAAGUUCUUCUCCCGCUCAUUGACCAGUACUUCAAGAAUCACUCCCUUUACUUCCUGUCGUCACCCAAUCAAAAUCUGAGCAGCAGCGGCUACGCCUCCAACAAGGAGAAAGAAAUGGUUACCAGUUUGUUUUGUAAACUGGCAGCUCUUGUCAGACAUAGGAUCUCCCUCUUUGGAAGUGACUCAACCACAAUGGUUAGCUGUUUGCACAUCCUGGCACACACACUGGAUACCAGGACGGUGAUGAAGUCCGGCUCGGAAUCGGUGAAGGUCGGGCUCAGGACAUUUUUUGAAAAUGCCGCCGAGGACCUGGAAAGGACAUUAGAGAACCUCAAACUGGGGAAGUUCACUCACUCGCGCUCGCAGAUGAAAGGUGUUUCGCAGAACAUCAACUACACCACGGUGGCGCUGCUCCCCAUCCUGACCGCUCUGUUCGAACACAUCACGCAACACCACUUUGGCAUCGACCUGCUUUUGGAUGAUGUCCAAGUAUCAUGCUAUCGGAUCCUGACCAGCCUGUAUGCUCUGGGGACUGGAAAAAACAUCUAUGUAGAAAGACAGCUACCAGCUCUAGGCCAAUGCCUGGCCACCUUGGCGGGCGCCAUGCCGGUAGCUUUCCUGGAGCCGAUGCUCAAUAUGUACAACCCCUGCUCAGUCUUUAACACCAAAAGUGGCCGCGAGCGAGCCAUCCUGGGCAUUCCGGAUUCGGUGGAACGAAUGUGUCCCGGGAUUCCCCGGCUGGACGGUCUCAUAAAGGACAUCGACGACAUGGCCGAGUCUGGAGCGCGUUACACAGAGAUGCCCCAUAUGAUUGAGGUCGUGCUGCCCAUGCUUUGUAACUACCUGUCCUAUUGGUGGGAGAAGGGGCCUGAGAACCAGCCAGCCAGCGUGUGCUGUGCCACUGUCACCUCAGAGCACCUCAGCCUCAUUCUGGGCAACAUUUUAAAGAUCCUCAACAACAACCUGGGCAUCGACGAGGCCUCGUGGAUGAAAAGGAUUGCAGUGUACGUCCAACCCAUCAUCGGCAAAGCUGGCAACACCCUGCUAAAGAGCCACUUCCUGCCCACGCUGGAGAAGCUGAAGAAAAAAACGCUGAAGGUAGUAAGUGAAGAGGAGCUGUUGAAGGCAGACGGCAAGGGAGACACUCAGGAAGCUGAACUGCUCAUCCUGGAUGAGUUUGCUGUGCUCUGCAGGGACCUUUACGCCUUUUACCCCAUGCUCAUCCGUUACGUAGACAAUAACAGGUCCAGGUGGCUCAAAGAACCGGACGCCGACUCGAACGAGCUCUUCAAGAUGGUUGCUGAGAUUUUUAUCCUCUGGUGUAAAUCGCAUAAUUUCAAACGAGAGGAGCAGAACUUUGUAGUCCAGAAUGAAAUCAACAACCUUUCCUUCUUGACUGGAGACAACAAAACAAAGAUGUCAAAGUCCUUUAAGGAAAAGUCUGGUGGGCAAGAUCAGGAGAGGAAACAUAAGAAAAGGCGAGGGGAGUUCUACUCCAUCCAGACAUCACUGAUUGUGGCCGCGCUCAAGAAGAUGCUUCCGAUCGGCCUAAACAUGUGCACACCAGGGGACCAGGAGCUCAUCUCCUUGGCCAAGACGCGCUAUCUGAUGAGGGACACGGACGACGAGGUCAAAGAUCACAUUGGGCAAAAUCUUCAUCUCAGAGAAAAGUCGGAAGACCCCGCCGUAAGAUGGCAACUGAAUCUUUACAAAGACGUAAUGAUACGAAGCGAGGGGGCGCUGGACCCUAACAGGGUGGUGGAGCGUAUCCAGAGGAUAUCUGCUGCUGUUUUUAACUUGGAACAGGUGGAGCAACCAUUAAGAUCCAAGAAAUGUGUCUGGCAGAAACUGUUGUCCAAGCAACGGAAAAGAGCAGUUGUCGCGUGUUUCCGGAUGGCUCCGCUUUAUAAUCUGCCCAGAGACAAAAACAAUAUUUACUUCCUGAAUGCCUACCGACAUAUUUGGCUGGAGAAAAUGCAUGAGAACUCAGACUAUGACACUCUGCUCUCCAUGCUGACGAAAACACAACACAAAGUGGAGGAGGAGGAAGAGGAGGAGGUCAGGAAACAGCCUGAUCCACUUCACCAGCUCGUUCUGCAUUUUAGCCACAAUGCUCUUACAGAAUGCAGCUCUCUGGAAGAGGAUCCCUUAUACAUCGCGUAUGCCGACAUGAUGGCAAAGAGUUGUGCGGAAGGUGAAGAGGAGAAUGACGAGGAAGAGAAAGAGAAAACAUUUGAAGAGAAGGAAAUGGAGAAACAAAAGAUGUUGUACCAGCAGGCCCGAUUGCACGACCGCGGGGCUGCCGAGAUGGUGCUCCAGAUGAUCGGUGCUAGUAAAGGUCGACUGGGUGCUAUGGUGACCUUUACCCUGAAACUCGGCAUCUCCAUUCUCAAUGGGGGAAACAUUUUGGUUCAGCAGAAAAUGUUGGACUACCUAAAAGAGAAGCGAGAUGUCGGCUUUUUCAAAAGCUUAUCCGGACUAAUGAUGUCUUGCAGUGUGCUGGAUCUCAACGCUUUUGAGAGGCAAAACAAAGCAGAAGGUCUUGGGAUGGUUACAGAAGAGGGAUCAAGUUCCAAAGUGCUUCAGAAUGACGAGUUUACUAAAGAUCUUUUCAGGUUUCUGCAGCUUCUGUGUGAAGGACACAACAACGGUAUGCUGAGACACUUCAACCAAGUUCUUAUCAUUGAUGAACAUGAAAUGCUGCAAUUGCUACCUCUGUUGCUAAACGCUACUGUCUAUGAAUCAUCUGCAGAUUUCCAGAACUUUCUAAGAACACAGACGGGAAACACAACUACCGUUAACAUCAUUAUUAGCACUGUCGACUACUUGCUCAGACUGCAGGAAUCCAUCAGUGAUUUUUACUGGUACUACUCUGGAAAGGAUGUCAUUGAUGAAGCAGGUCAGAGAAACUUCUCCAAAGCGCUGGCAGUCGCAAAGCAGGUCUUCAACUCUUUGACAGAGUACAUACAGGGUCCAUGUAUAGGCAACCAACAGAGUUUGGCUCACAGCAGAUUGUGGGAUGCAGUUGUGGGCUUCUUGCACGUUUUUGCAAACAUGCAGAUGAAGUUAUCUCAGGACUCCAGUCAAAUUGAAUUGUUAAAGGAACUGCUGGAUUUACAGAAGGACAUGAUAGUCAUGAUGCUGUCGCUUCUUGAAGGAAAUGUUGUCAACGGGACCAUCGGUAAACAAAUGGUGGACACUUUGGUGGAGUCGUCCAGCAAUGUAGAAAUGAUCCUCAAGUUCUUUGACAUGUUCCUCAAGCUGAAGGAUCUGACCACCUCGGACUGUUUCAAGAUUUAUGACGCCGAAAGCAAAGGUGUCAUCUCCAAGAAGGAUUUCCAGAAAUCCAUGGAGAACCAGAAGCAAUAUUCCCAGUCGGAGAUCGAGUUUCUCCUGUCUUGCGCCGAGGCCGACGAGAACGACAUGUUCAACUACGUGCAGUUCGUGGAGAGGUUCCACGAGCCCGCUAAGGACAUCGGCUUUAACGUGGCCGUUCUGCUAACAAAUCUCUCGGAGCACAUGCCGCACGACGCUCGCCUCUCGACGUUCCGGGACCUGGCCGAGAGCGUCCUCAGCUACUUCGAACCCUACUUGGGUCGUAUCGAAAUCAUGGGCGGAGCCAAGCGCAUCGAACGGGUGUACUUCGAAAUAAGCGAGUCCAGUCGAACCCAGUGGGAGAAGCCUCAGGUGAAGGAGUCCAAACGACAGUUCAUUUUCGAUGUGGUCAACGAAGGCGGAGAAAGCGAAAAAAUGGAGCUAUUCGUAAACUUCUGCGAGGAUACCAUUUUCGAGAUGCAACUGGCGUCUCAGAUUUCAGAGCCCGACCCGCUAGAACUCCAGGAGGAAGACGACGAAGCUGACGACCAGAGCGUGGCUGAGAACCAAGAGGAGGAAGAAGAGGAGAAUGGGAUGUUGGAGUCUUCGUCAGCCUUUACCGUCGCUUGUAUCUCCGUGAGGAAGAACAUCUGUCACUUUGGCCAACUGCUCACUCUCAAGAGCAUGAAACGGCAGUACAGAAAAUUCCGGAAGAUGAGUACGAAGGAGACGGCGCAAGGCUUCUUCGCUUUCUUUUGGAUGAUCGUCACUGGCCUCCUUCAUUUUAUCUAUAGUUUCAUCUGGGGUUUCUUCCAUAUUUUCUGGACUACCAUGUUUGGGGGUGGCCUCGUCGAAGGGGCUAAGAAUAUAAAGGUCACGGACAUUCUGGGGAACAUGCCGGAUCCCACUCAGUUCGGGAUACACGGAGAUGUGUUAGAGACAGAGAAGAUGGAAGCGCGUGAGGCGUCGGCAUUGACCGAGAUGGGUCACAUGGCUCAGGGGGAAGUGGCUGAGGCGGACCUGAUGGCCGAGUUGCUCAACAUCCAGCCUAAAAAGGAGGGCAAACAUGGAGCAGAACCUGGCUUAGGUGAUGUGUCUGAGGUGGUCGUGGGGGGCGAUGCUCCCUCCAUAGCGAGUGCGGUCAAGCAAAAGAAGGCUCAGAUGGCUGCGAAAAAAAAGGCAUCAAACGGAGACUACAAAUCAGAUUCUGAGAAAGCAGACUCUGAUGAUGGCGAGAAGAAGGACCACGACAAAGCUAAAGAUGAAGCCCCUCCUGAACUUUCAUUGGAGAAGAAGGCCCCCAGGAAAAGACUGGGCAUUAAGAAAGAACCACCUGAGGCUUUCACGGCCAGCUUCUUCGCUGGCUUGGAAAUAUACCAGACUAAAAUGCUGAAUUACCUGGCCAGAAAUUUCUACAACCUGCGAUUUUUGGCCCUGUUUGUCGCGUUUGCAAUUAACUUCAUUCUUCUCUUCUAUAAAGUGACUGGGGAUAAUGCUGAGGAUGAGGACCCGUGGAAUGGUCGAAGGAGAACGAGAGAGGAAGAGGAAGAAGACGACUCUCUUGAAUAUUUUAUACUACAGGAGAGUACAGGUUACAUGGCGCCAACGCUUCGCUGUCUAGCAAUACUGCACACUAUUAUAUCUUUUUUGUGUGUAGUGGGAUACUACUACCUGAAGGUUCCUCUGGUGGUUUUUAAGCGUGAAAAGGAGAUAGCCAGGAAGUUGGAGUUUGCUGGACUCUACAUCACAGAGCAGCCGUCAGAUGACGACAUAAAAGGACAGUGGGACAGGCUGGUUAUUAAUACGCCGUCCUUCCCCAACAACUAUUGGGAUAAAUUUGUCAAACGAAAGGUCAUCAAGAAGUACGGAGACCUAUAUGGAGCCGAGAGGAUUGCAGAGCUCCUGGGUUUGGACAAAAGUGCUCUGGAUUUUAAUCCGACAGAGGAAGCUGUCACCAAAGAUGCUUCGUUGGUGUCCUGGUUGAGCUCCAUCGAUACAAUGUACCAUAUCUGGAAGAUGGGGGUAGUGUUUACAGACAAUUCAUUUCUGUACCUGGUGUGGUACACGACAAUGUCAAUUCUGGGCCACUACAACAACUUCUUCUUUGCUGCACAUUUGCUGGACAUCGCCAUGGGAUUCAAGACACUCCGCACCAUCUUAUCCUCUGUCACCCAUAACGGCAAACAGCUGGUAUUGACAGUGGGUCUACUGGCUGUCGUUGUCUACCUCUACACUGUGGUGGCCUUCAACUUCUUCAGGAAGUUCUACAACAAGAGCGAAGACGACGACGAGCCAGACAUGAAGUGUGACGACAUGAUGACAUGCUACCUUUUCCACAUGUAUGUCGGCGUGAGAGCGGGUGGAGGCAUCGGCGAUGAGAUCGAAGAUCCGGCCGGUGACCCCUACGAGCUGUACCGCAUCCUUUUUGACAUCACCUUCUUCUUCUUUGUCAUUGUCAUCCUCCUGGCCAUCAUACAAGGUUUGAUCAUUGAUGCUUUUGGAGAGCUGAGAGACCAGCAGGAACAAGUCAAAGAAGACAUGGAGACAAAAUGUUUUAUUUGUGGGAUCGGAAACGACUACUUUGACACGACGCCUCAUGGCUUCGAGACUCACACUUUGCAAGAGCACAAUUUGGCCAACUACUUGUUUUUUCUGAUGUACCUCAUUAACAAGGACGAGACGGAGCACACUGGCCAGGAAUCGUAUGUGUGGAAGAUGUACCAGGAGCGCUGCUGGGAUUUCUUCCCGGCUGGAGAUUGCUUCCGCAAGCAGUACGAAGAUCAACUGGGAUGAAGAGGAUGCAUACUUCUUACCUACGAGAGUGCUGCUGCUCUGAUCUACUCAUGCACUCGCAGUGAGCUGAAACACGGCAAGAAAGAGCGCUGGCCUCUCGACCCUCAACGAUGUCAGCCUUCAGUUCACUUUGUCAGGUUAUGGUUUGGUUUUGACAGACUUACUUGCCUUUUACUCAAAAUAAUCCCUCCAACCCACUCACUGCACAGGGUUAUGUUGUCGAGAAGCUGUUGCGGACAGCGUGUGGGUGUUAGGAGAUUCCAGAAAAAAAUGAAUUAUGCACAAGAGUCCAACAAUGAUUUCCAGAAUGUUGAGGCUUCAUGCCAAACAAAAAGUGAAGUGCAUUUGUCGUGCAACUUGCAAGUUUAGUGUAGAGGCAAACAGUAUUAUGUGAAAUUCAUUUUUAUGAUUGAUUUCUAUCAAGUGCCUUAUACUGUAGUACCCAGCCUACAUGACAAAGAAGCUAUGCAAACCUUUGUGCUGUCUUUUCUUAUUGUAUCUACGGGAGAUGAAAAUGUUUAGCUGAAUGCAAAUGUUUCAUGUUGUACAAAUGACAUCGGAGUCCAUCCGGAAAAGCAAACGUGGAAUUGCUAUCGUAUGGCUGUUUGUAAGUCCUAGCUUUGAAGAUUUGUGCAUUUCCUUUGAUGGGACAAAAAUAAACAUGUGCCAGAAAUGACUUGGCUCUCUGUGUUAGGAGCGUCGGAUCGGGGCCGUACAGUCCCAGGCCGGCUCCCCUUUUGAUUUUAAUGCAUCACACACAGAGGUUGUGGGAUGGCUGGGACCUGUUGGGGGGUUGAAAUCACAGUUGCCUCCUCAUGACAGGCCCCGCAAUUCCCGCACCACAUACAGUGUUCCACCAAAGUGAGUACACCCCACGCAUUUCUGCAGAUAUAUCUGAAGUAUAUCUUUUCAUGGGACAACACUCACAAAAUGACACUGACACAAUGAAAAGUAGUCUGUGCGCAGCUUAUAUAAUAGAGUUCAUUUAUUUUCCCCUCAAAAUAUUGCCAUUAAUAUCUAAACCCCUGGCAAGAAGAGUACACCCCUUAGAAACUGCAUCCCUAAAUGUCCAAAUUGAGUAUGCUUGUCACUUUCCCUCCAAAAUGUCACGUGACGCGUUAGUGUUACUUGGUACAGGUGUGCAUAGGGAGUAGGUGUGUUCAAAUUUGUAGUGCAGUUCUCACUCUCUCUAAUACUGGUCACUCAAAGUUCCAACAUGGCACCAAAUGGCAAAGAACUCUCUGAGGACCUUAAAAGAUGUUUUGUUGCGUUACAUGAAGAUAGCCAAGGCUACAAGAAGAUUGCCAAAACCCUGAAAAUGAGCAGCAGCACAGUGGCUAAGAUCAUCCAGCGUUUUAAACAGAGCAGGGUCAACUCAGAACAGGCCUCGGGUCGGUCGUCCAAAGAGGCUGAGCGCACGUGCCGAGCGUCACAUCCGGAUGCUUUCUUUGAAGGAUCAUCGCAGGAGUGCUGUCAGCAUUGCUGCAGAGAUUGAAGAGGUGGGGGUCAGCCUGUUAGUGCUCAGACCAUAUGCCGCACUCUACAUCAAAUUGGUGUACAUGGCUGUCACCCCAGGAGGAAGCCUCUUUUGAAGACUGUACUCAAGAAAGCCCACAAACAGUUUGCCAAAGACAUGUCAGCAAAGCACAUGGAUUACUGGAACCACGACCUAUGGUCUGAUGAGACGGAAAAUUAAUUAGAAUUUAUUUUUUUUUAAAUUAAAAAAAAAUCCGGCCUGAGCCCGAACGCCCCCCCCCCCCCCCCCA
Corythoichthys intestinalis (scribbled pipefish) is the source of this 17089-nucleotide messenger RNA. RefSeq names its product ryanodine receptor 3-like. The coding region runs from base 561 to 15323 and encodes 4920 amino acids. Gene Ontology annotation, molecular function: ryanodine-sensitive calcium-release channel activity; protein binding. Gene Ontology annotation, biological process: release of sequestered calcium ion into cytosol by sarcoplasmic reticulum; intracellular calcium ion homeostasis; striated muscle contraction. Gene Ontology annotation, cellular component: sarcoplasmic reticulum membrane; calcium channel complex; Z disc. NCBI's taxonomy places the organism in Eukaryota, Metazoa, Chordata, Actinopteri, Syngnathiformes, Syngnathidae. The record is from RefSeq and is a predicted model, not a curated record. The transcript is spliced from 103 exons.